GUACAUAAUAUUUCAGUUCUUUCGCGUACGGACAGUGGAAGAAUAAUUACUUUUUAAUAGUAUCGAUACAAAAAACUUUAUAUGUGAGAUCAAUAAUUAAUAAAUAAAAAGUAAAAAUGGUGCUUACUUACGACGUCGAGCUGCCAGAAGAAUCUGAACUCACAGUGCAAGAAAUUGAAUUAUCAACACCAGCAUUACGAGCUGGUUCAUUUCAUUUAGGAAAAUAUUGUGAAAACGCUAAUAAUGAAUUUAUGCUUUGUCGCCUUGAAGAGAAGGACCCCCGUAAAUGUAUCAAUGAAGGCAAAGCUGUUACUGCUUGUACAUUGGAGUUUUUCCAGAAGGUCAAGAAAACUUGCUUAGCAGAGUUUAAUCAGUACGCUCAUUGCAUUGACAAGAGCUCUGGAGAUAUGGGACUACAACAUUGCCGGACAACUCAAGGUGUUUUUGAUGGUUGUAUGCUCGAGAAACUUAAUUUGGAACGACCACCCUUCGGAUACUUCUGUGAAGCAAGAGUUCAUGCCACUACCAGACCCAAGCCACCGGUAGAACCAAAAGCAGUUUACCCCGACGCAACACCAGCAUUGCCAGAUGACUAUGAGAAGAAACCGGCACGCUUCGGUUCUCGUUUCUACUGGAUGACGGAAUAAACUCAUUUCCAUGAUUCAACUACACUAAUUGUGUAUCACCACCCAAUCAACCAAUAUCAUCACCCUUAUAAUAUUGACAUUAUUACACAAGACACUAUGUACAUUCUCUGUGGAUGAACACUGAACGUGGCCAAAAUUGGAACCAAGAAGCCAUCUUGCUUUAAGGAUUUCAAUUGUCAUUUAUACAUAAUAAUAACAUUUAGAUGACAAGCUAACAUUCACAUUGACAGGUCUUGUUAAUUUAAUAAUCAUGUUAUUUUACGAAAAUGUGUAGUUGAAAUUGAAAAAUGGCGUUCCCAAUGUAAUUUUAUGUUAAAAUUGUAACACAAGUUACUUUGCUUGUUAGAUGAUUAAGUAGAACAUUAGAUAAGUAUAACAUUUGAUAAUUGUUUUAAAUCAUGGCUUAAGGUUCGUUUACAAUUACUUUUCUGAUGUUUUACUUUAUAUUAAACAGUUGUAGAUAAUAAAUUAUGAGGAAUCA
This is a messenger RNA of Leptidea sinapis, 1128 nucleotides long. It is a transcript of the gene ND-19, whose product is annotated as NADH dehydrogenase [ubiquinone] 1 alpha subcomplex subunit 8. Gene Ontology annotation, biological process: mitochondrial electron transport, NADH to ubiquinone. NCBI's taxonomy places the organism in Eukaryota, Metazoa, Arthropoda, Insecta, Lepidoptera, Pieridae. The transcript is spliced from 4 exons. The record is from RefSeq and is a predicted model, not a curated record. Bases 117 to 647 code for a protein of 176 amino acids.